AUGGCUGUCACGACAAUGAGGGCGGCCCGUUAUCAUCCUGUUUGUCAGCGUCGCCCGUCCCAGACCGGCACUAACAUAUCCCAGGAAACGAAUAAUUGUACGAUAGACGAGAUCCCAAUUCCAAGCAUCAGCGAGAAUGAGAUGCUGGUCAAAAUCGCCUCAGCAAGUCUGUGUCAUUCGGAUCUGAUGCUGUUUGAGGGUUCAAUCCCCGCCACAGAGCCAGUCGUGAUGGGACACGAGGGCGUGGGCUAUGUGGAGAAACUGGGAGCAAAUGUCAAAGGCUUCAAGCCCGGUGACGGCAUUGGCUUUCUCUACAUCAAAGGGGUUUGCUUUGAGUGUGAAGGGUGCAUGGUGCACAAUCUCAACUGCAAAUUGGGUACCGCUAGGCUUCAGGGCUUCCAGUCUGACGGCUUCUUCGCUGAAUACGCUGCUGUGGACUAUCGCAACGCCAUAAUCCUCCCGGAAAAUCUUCCUAUGGAGACCUCAGCACCAUAUUUCUGUGCUGGCAUUACAGCCUUUCACGGGGUCGACUCUUGCGAUCUCAAGACUGGUCAAUGGAUGGCGAUUGUGGGCUGCGGGGGUCUUGGACAAAUGGGUAUUCGAUUCGCUAAAGCUAUGGGUCUGAACGUCGUGGGUCUCGAUAUCAAUGAUGAAGUCCUUACGGCUGCAAGGGAAAAUGGAGCAGAUGUCAUCAUCAACAGCAGAGACGCAGACUUUGAGAAGAAGGUCCGGGAAGCUACAGGUGGUGGGGCGGACGCUGCUGUUGUCUUCAGUGCUGCCCAAGCCGCCUACGAUAGCGCGACCAAAAUCCUACGCAUGGGCGGUAUCCUGAUGGUUAUUGGACUUCCCUCGAAGCCACUCCAAUUCUCUUCUUUUGACCUGAUGAGGAAGCUUUUCCAGAUCAGAAGUGAGAGUACGGGCCCUCCGCAGCAGAUGCCACGAGCGAUGGAAUUCAUUUCAAAGCACAACAUCAAGCCGAAAGUUGAGCUAUAUAAGCUGGACCAGAUUCACGAGAUGAUGGAUUUGAUGAAGAGUGGCAAGUCAAAGUCUAGAAUGGCGGUAGUCUUUUAA
Molecule: messenger RNA, 1071 nt
Organism: Fonsecaea multimorphosa CBS 102226
Lineage: Eukaryota; Fungi; Ascomycota; Eurotiomycetes; Chaetothyriales; Herpotrichiellaceae
Exons: 3
Coding region: 1-1071 (356 amino acids)
Molecular function (GO): zinc ion binding; oxidoreductase activity
Source: RefSeq, a predicted model, not a curated record